Pungitius pungitius (ninespine stickleback) is the source of this 3630-nucleotide messenger RNA. RefSeq names its product thrombospondin 3a (gene thbs3a). The record is from RefSeq and is a predicted model, not a curated record. Lineage: Eukaryota; Metazoa; Chordata; Actinopteri; Perciformes; Gasterosteidae. Gene Ontology annotation, cellular component: extracellular region. The coding region runs from base 260 to 3124 and encodes 954 amino acids. Gene Ontology annotation, molecular function: calcium ion binding; heparin binding. Gene Ontology annotation, biological process: cell adhesion. The transcript has 23 exons.
CAUUCGGUGGUGACUUGGGCGCGCGCAGCAGCACUUUGAAGCCUCUCGUGAGCUCUUUUUUUCUCCGGUGAGUUCGUCGCUUUUUGUCACUCCUGCGCGCGGGGCGUUGAUGGUGUUCUCCGGUUCUGCUGCUACGACCCCGGUACCGUCUAUCUGGACCUGGACCCGUCCCCCCCCCCGGUAGUGUCUCUUUGGACCCGUCCCCCCGGUACUGUGUCCACGGUUCCGUCGUCCCGGACCGCCGGUAACCGGCUCAGACAUGGUCCUGCGCGGCCCGGUGCUGCUGUCACUCAUCUGCAUUGGACUCACGGCGGGAGUACCGGACGGAGCGGGAGUACCGGAGGUUGAAGUGGUCGACGUCCUGCGCCUCCAGGACCCCAAGCAGAUGGCGGCAGCGGUGGAGAGGCUGUCCGUGGGUCUGAGCGCGCUCACUGACGUCUACGUGGCGUCCACCUUCCGCCUGCCGGCCAAGCUGGGCGGAGUCCUGCUGGGCGUCUACAGCAAGCAGGACAACAGGAAGUACCUGGAGGUGGCCGUCAUGGGGAAGAUCAAUAAAGUGGUGGUCCGUUACGUCCGAGCUGAUGGGAAGCUCCACACGGUGAACCUCCACAGCGCUCACCUGUCAGACGGGAGGACCACCUCCAUCAUCUUGAGAAUCGGAGGUCUUCGGCGUGACAACAUGAACAUGGAACUCUACGUUAACUGCCGAUUGUCCGACUCCAGCCAGGGCCUCCCGUCAUUGGUCGACCUGCCCAGGGAGGCGGAGCUGGUGGAAUUCAGACACGGACAGAAGGCCUAUGGACGGAUGCAGGGUGCAGUUGAGUCCCUCAGACUGGCUCUAGGCGGCACUGUGGCUAAAGCUGGGGCUCUGAUGGACUGUCCCUUCCAAGGAGACGCUUCAACCUACAAUGCAGUGAGUGGGGACAUAAACUCCAUCCUGGGUGAUCACACCAAGGCUCUGAUUGGUCAGCUCAUAAUCUUCAACCAGAUCCUGGGAGAACUAAGACAAGACAUCAGAGAACAGGUGAAGGAGAUGUCUCUGAUCAGAAACACCAUCUUGGAGUGUCAGGUCUGUGGUUUCCAUGAGCCUCGUUCUCGCUGCUCUCCUGACCCCUGCUACAAAGGUGUUUCCUGUAUGGAGAGUCUCAACUAUCCUGGGUUCACCUGUGGACCCUGCCCACCUGGGACCACCGGCAACGGGACACACUGUCAGGAUGUGGACGAGUGUGAGCUCCAGCCUUGUUUCUCCCCUGACUCCUGUGUGAACACUGUGGGGGGGUUCAUCUGUCACCCCUGUCCUCCUGGACUGUGGGGGGCACCGCUCUCUGGAAGUGGAAUGGACUAUGCCAAGGCACACAGACAGGACUGUGUGGAUAUUGACGAGUGUUUGGAUCUGCCAGAUGCCUGUGUGAUGAACUCAGUGUGCAUCAACACCGUGGGUUCAUACAAGUGUGGAGGCUGUAAACCCGGUUUCCUGGGUAACCAGACGCUGGGAUGCUUCCCCAGGCAGUCGUGUGCUGCGUUGACCUAUAACCCCUGUGACAGCAAUGCCCACUGCACCAUGGAGAGGAACGGAGAGGUGGCCUGUAGGUGUAACGUGGGCUGGGCCGGUAAUGGUAACACUUGUGGACCGGACACAGACAUUGACGGUUACCCCGACCGCCCCCUUCCCUGCAUCGACAACCACAAACACUGCAAACAGGACAACUGCGUCUCUACACCAAACUCCGGUCAGGAGGACGCCGACAACGACGGGAUCGGAGAUCAGUGUGACGAGGACGCCGACGGGGACCGCAUCAAAAACGUGGAGGAUAACUGCCGGCUGGUCCCGAACAAAGACCAGCAGAACUCUGACACUGACUCCUUCGGAGACGCCUGCGAUAACUGUCCCAGCGUCCCCAACAUCGACCAGAAAGACACUGACAGCAAUGGACAGGGGGACGCCUGUGACCAGGACAUCGACGGGGACGGUAUUCCCAACGCUCUGGAUAACUGUCCUAAGGUGCCUAACCCGAUGCAGACGGACCGGGACAGGGACGGCGUGGGGGACGCAUGUGACAGUUGUCCUGAGCUCAGUAACCCCAUGCAGACGGACAUCGACAACGACCUGGUGGGAGACGUCUGUGACACCAACCAGGACAUGGACGGAGAUGGUCUCCAGGACAGCAGAGACAACUGCCCCGACAUCCCCAACAGCUCCCAGCUGGACUCUGACAACGAUGGCCUCGGAGACGACUGCGACCACGACGACGACAACGACGGGGUCCUCGACGACUACGACAACUGUCGACUCAUCGUCAACCCCAACCAGAAAGACUCUGACGUGAACGGUGUGGGGGACGUUUGUGAGAACGACUUUGACAACGAUGCGGUGAUGGAUUUGGUUGACGUUUGUCCGGAGAGUGCCGAGGUUACUCUGACAGACUUCAGAGCCUAUCAGACGGUGAUCCUGGACCCAGAGGGCGACGCCCAGAUCGACCCCACCUGGGUGGUUCUUAACCAGGGCAUGGAGAUAGUCCAGACCAUGAACAGCGACCCAGGCUUAGCUGUCGGCUACACCGCCUUUAAUGGCGUGGACUUUGAAGGCACCUUUCACGUCAACACCGUCACCGACGACGACUACGCCGGCUUCAUCUUCGGGUACCAGGACUCGUCCUCCUUCUACGUGGUGAUGUGGAAGCAGACGGAGCAGACCUACUGGCAGUCGGUCCCCUUCAGGGCCACGGCCCAGCCCGCCCUGCAGCUCAAGGCGGUGAAGUCCAGGACCGGACCUGGGGAGUACCUGAGGAACGCACUUUGGCACACCGGAGACACCUCUGGAGAGGUGAAGCUGCUCUGGAAGGACCCACGGAACGUGGGCUGGAAGGACAAGACCUCCUACCGCUGGCACCUGAGCCACCGGCCCCAGGUGGGCUACAUCAGGGUGCGGCUGUUUGAGGGGACCGACAUGGUGGCGGACUCUGGCGUGGUGGUGGACACGUCCAUGAGGGGAGGCCGACUCGGAGUCUUCUGUUUCUCCCAGGAGAACAUCAUCUGGUCAAACCUGCGCUACAGGUGUAAUGACACAGUGCCAGAAGACUUCCAGACACAUCGUAAACAAUUUAUGAUGCACAUCCAGCUGUGAGAGGGUUACACACACACACCAACACACACACACACACCACCGGACUACAGGUGUGGAACGUCCGUUUCUGUACAGGAUCGAUUAAAAAAGACACAAACAUCAGAGGUCCCAUUAAAUUAUGUUUAUUUGUCUUUUUGUUGAGUUUAUCCAAAAACACUUGUCUCCUGUCAUCCGAUGACACCUUGGGGACAUGAUGGAAGGUCGUAGGUGUCCAUCAUCAUCCUCCUUCACGCAGUCCAUUAUAUCGUUUCAAAAAUAAAAGCUUUCAGAUAAGAUAAUAAGGAGAUUUUAUUGUGGAAAAAGUAUAGAAAAUUGGUUCACUACCAAAUUAGCAGAGCUUUUGUUGUGAAGAAUUCUAAUUAGCUUGAUGAGGACUAGUCCCACUGAAUUGUCCAGUGUGGACUCACAUGAGUCAUCAGAUCAUUAGAGACAAGUUUCACCUUUAACCUGUUUCCGUGUCUUUUAUCAAUGUUCCUAUCUUUGUUGAAAUAAACACGCGGCCUUGA